Messenger RNA from Macrobrachium nipponense, 3835 nucleotides. RefSeq lists its product as uncharacterized. The record is from RefSeq and is a predicted model, not a curated record. The transcript has 16 exons. Gene Ontology annotation, biological process: signal transduction; peptidyl-tyrosine dephosphorylation. Bases 400 to 3558 code for a protein of 1052 amino acids. NCBI's taxonomy places the organism in Eukaryota, Metazoa, Arthropoda, Malacostraca, Decapoda, Palaemonidae. Gene Ontology annotation, molecular function: protein kinase binding; protein tyrosine phosphatase activity. Gene Ontology annotation, cellular component: plasma membrane; cell junction; cytosol.
GGGUGGUGUGAGGGAGUGUGUGGCUUUUGCAUUUAAAUUGGUUGCGACUUGCUAAUGAUUCUUACAAGGAUAGUAAUGCACCUGUGCUUUUCUUAUGAGUGAUGUGAUACUGAAAAGAGCUGAUAUGCCACCGUGCAGUGCGUCGUGUGUCGCCAGAAGAAGAAUUAAAAGUUUAUGAUAUUUAACCUCGACUUCAUUGAAGCACAAAGUUCCACCCCAAAGGAAGUCGCCUGUCAUUUUUUUUCUUCUCUCUCUCUCUUUCCCUGUUCUGGUCAAGACAAAAAAAAAUUAUAAUAAGAAAAAGGGGAAAGACCAUAUCCUCCGCACAGUAGGAGCCCUUAACAAAGUUCUCUGCAACCAGCCAGAUGCGAGCGUAAUUAAUCAUUCAGCCUUUGAAUUAUGAGAAGAUCGAAGAUGUUACCCCCAGCCGUCAGAUGGCUCUGCCUGCUCCUGUUAGCAUUUCAAGGAACGACAGGACAGUUGAGUAUAGGAGAACCGAACUCCUUUCUAUUAGAAGAUCUAGAACCAGUCGAGGUUACCACUCCGCCAUCAGACGCUGUUGUUGGCGAAGAACCGCAGGUAGCGUCAGUGACGGAGUCUCCCCCAGAUGACACCACUGUCGCAGAAGAUAACGAAGACGCCAUAAAUCCAGAGACAAUCGGUGCUUUAGAAGAUGAAGCAAUAAUUUUAGAAGCUAGCGCCUCAGGUUUUGGACACAAGAUGGAGAGUGAUGUUGUCAGCGAAACGCCUCUUCUGUCUUCCGCACCAGAGCUUACUAAGCGCAUAUUAGUCUCAGGAACUCCUCCUGCCACACCCGUACCUGAAACCACAGCAGCAGCUUUCAGUCGUCACUCCUCCCUCGUCCGUUUCCUCUCUGAUCCAAACACUGGAUGGUUACCAAAUUGGCCGUCGCAUCUCUUACCUAGCAGCAAUGAUGUCCCCAAUCCGACAAUUAUAUUUCCCACAGAACCUGAAGAAGUGCCUGCAGCAACACCUGUGCCUUCAAUUGAACCUUCAUUAACUGUAAGCAAGGUGCCUGUCACACAGUACUAUUUUGACAUAAGUUCGGCAGCUCCUUCUCCUCCUCCUGGACCACUCUUUGACCCUGAAGACUUCAAUCUGUCAGGGUCACUAGAUCAAGGAAAUGUGCAUGGUCCCAUUGUCCCUGCUGAUGAGCUGGUUUCUAGCAUACCAGAGCUGCAAUCAAGCGCCGUGGUACACACAGCAGAACCAGUUUCAGUCACGCCAACACUACCAGAUCAUCAAACUUUACCUGUAACUGAGUCACCUGCUGCAGUUCCUGAAAUUUCAACAAAUGAAACGAAGAUCUCAGGAGCACCCACUCAGAUUCUGCCUUCAGUUGAAACAGAAAUUGUUGACAAUGAUUUAGCUAGUGAAACCUACAACAACAAUGUUACUACACUUGUAUCUGACAUUCCCAAUGGCCUUAAUCCGACUGGUGGACUUCAGCCUUCGCAGAGCCUUCCAGACCCUCUACAUGGGAAAGAAGACGCUGAAACGGCAACGCCAUCUUUGAUAGACUUCACAUCAGCUUUAACUUCAACUGAUCCAAUAGCAGUUUUAGCUGAGGAUCAAUCAGCCACAGAGGAGAAAGUUGAGGUUUCAACAGUUUUUCCAAAUCCUGAAGUACCCUUGGAGGAGGAAGAGGCUGGAGGAGGAGUAGAGGGCACCGUCCCUAAGGAGCCCCCUGCGAAGGAGCCUGCAGAAGGCACUGAAGAAACGGCAGCCGGAACAGCCGUCCCAGAGGAGCUUCUCCCUACCACAGAAAAAGACGCGACGACAAAAGCGACAACGGAAUUUUCCCCACCCACCUACCCACCUGUAACCACACCUCCCAGUACAUUAACUGUAACAGUCCUGUAUCCAGACUCCAGACCGUCUCUCACCACGUCGGUGAAAUUCCCGAAUGGAACAGUGCACGAACACCCGUUACCGUACGUGAAGGCGCUGGUGGCCUACAGCCAGGAUGAUUUCUGCCUUCACGAAAACAACUUCAAAACGAUGUUUGCUGAGUGGAUUAGCCAACACUUGCAGCAGGAUUGGCCAGUUUCCCCAUCGGAAAUCGAGUUCUUCAACAUGCCUGACUGCGGCCCGAAGAAGCCCCCUGGUGACGAGCACAUAAACCAGGUCCACGGGGCCGUCCCAGACUCCGAGAUGGAUCUGGGAGGGAAGGUGAACUCGUCCCUCGGUAAACAGGACGAAGUGACCAGCGUGUACUUCUAUGUCACCAGAUCGGGGGAGAUUAAUCCUAACCUGACCGAGAUGUUUCCCCUCUUCCCCAAGGAUCUGGAAAUCAGCGAGGAGCUCACUUAUUUGAGGGCGAAGGUAUCUCAGCUGGAGUUGGUCCGCCCUGGAGACUUGAGCGACGCCACAGUUCUGACAGAAGAAGCAGCUAUCGGCACGUCGGCAAUCGUCAGCAUCGUUAUCGCGACGAUAGUGAUGCUCUCCAUCAUCACGGCCAUCAUUUUCUUCAUGAUAGUGAAAAAACGAGGCAGCACAAACAACUACUACGGGCGGCGUUGCACGCCCGUCAGCAUGGAUGCUUACAGCAUGGACAGCGUGUCCGUCUACCACUCCUUCAGGAGGAAGAGCAAAAGGAGAGCUUCUGGCAGAUCGGUGAAAUCCUACUUGAAUCAAGCCUUCGAUGAUCCUAACGGGCCAUCACGUCCUCUCAACUUUGCCAAACUCACUCACUUCAUUUCUGACAUUGACGGAGUGCACGAAGAAUUUUCAACAAUACCAGUAAACAUGCCAAAGUAUGACGAGUUGCCUGCAGGCGUUGAAGACAAAAACAGGUAUGCCAAUGUGAUACCCGUGCCAGAGACGAGGGUCCUUUUGAAGUGUUUAAGGGACUCGCCAAACUCUGAGUACAUCAAUGCAAAUUAUGUCAGAGGUCCAAGAAACGAGUCUAAAUAUUACAUUGCAACACAAGCUCCUCUAGACGACACAGUUGCAGAUUUCUGGAGGAUGAUUUGGGAGCAGGAGACGCGAGUCGUGGUGAUGUUGACAGAUUUCGUCGAGAAAGGCAUAGACAAGUGCGCAGACUACCUGCCGCCUUCAGAAACGUUAGACUGCCACAGAUUAUAUGGCGAUUUCCAGGUAACGCUGAAAUCGCGAGACAUGCGAGAGAAAUAUGUCGUUUCAAACGUGCAGCUGAAGAACUUGGAAAACAACCUGGUGAGGGAGAUAGCUCACAUGUGGUUCACGGGCUGGCCCGCCUCAGGGGUCCCCAACGAAGAGUCUGCAUUUAUCUCCUACAUCUUAGACAUAAGAAGAACGCGCAAGAAACUCAGAGCAAAGGGACCCAUUGUUGUCCACUGCAGUCCUGGAACGGGCAGAUCUGGAACAUUCUUAGCGUGUGACCUGGUGAUGAGACAGUUUGAGGACCAGAGAGCUGUAGAUAUUCCCCGCACAGUUUAUUCCAUAAGGAGAGACAGAGCAGGAGCAGUUCAAACAAAGGAACAGUACGCCUUUAUAUACAGAGUGAUCAACCUCUACGCAUCGAAGCUAACCACAGGAAACUUGGAUUCCCUCUAGUGCACACAUUAAUGCACACUGUCUAUAUUAAACAUAUUUAUCAUCCCCCCUCCCCUCCAAAUAAUUCCUUGCUUCUGCACUUUUAAAUCACAUGAGACACUGAAAGGCACAUGACACUUAUUUUAGCUACCGUAUGUACAGAUUAUCAUAAAAGCUAUAAUGAGGUGUUCAUUUCAUUGUGUACACAGAAGUGUAUUCUUAUAUUUGACUCAUUUUAUUGAGCUAUAAUGCAUUAUAUGUUAUUUUUAAACUAUAUAAAUGUAUAUAUUACUAUUAA